AUGUCCACGACAGCGAAUAGCAAGCUUUUAUUGGUCGAAGGGAAGACGGGAGAAGUCGUCUUCGAAGCCAGCUGGACGGCCAAGCUGAACGCCACAUGCAAUGACCCGCAGGACCGAAGCAGGCCCUUCGUGUCCUUGGACUUAUCCCUCCAACCCAUCAAGCAUCAGGCCAACGGCGGUGACCCACAUGGUGGUCGAAUCGCCGUCGGACCGGUGGCGGAGGGAGACGAUGAAAACCAAGUCGUCAUCACAACCCCUUACGGCGAGACGCUCACUGCGACCAGCCAUUCUCUUGGCUCAGUAGAAGCGCUCGACUUUUUGCGCCAGCUCCUGAAACAUGCUCAGUCAUCGAGACGGGCGCACUUGGCGAAGCUCAUCAUCCCGACUACUCCGGGUUACAUCGCCCGGUCGAACAUUGUGCAACUCCGGUUGAAGGAUAGCGAGUUUGUUGAGCUUGUCUCGACAUUCGCGACGCCCCGGCAGCAUUUUGCAGGGGGCAAGGUAGCCAUCGAAGGGGCAAACGACUGCUGCGGCUGGCUGAGCCAUCUCCUCCGCAGGUCAGCCGCGGGCGUCUUGCUCAGAGACCGGGAUGACAAAGGCGCCAAGAUCAACCUGCACCAAGCAUCCGCGGCCCUCGAAGCUCAGCUGGAUGACCGGCUUUCGUUCCCAUGGCUUACCAGUACCUUGCACCCCAGGAGAACACUGGCCAUUAUCGAAGCCGGCCGCGUCCACCCGCGCUAUGGGGGAACGGGCCCUUCGGUCUACGGGGCGGCCAAAGCUCUCGGCAUCGACAUCAUCGCCAUGGACAAUUCUGGCCACUGGAUGGAAGACAUUGAGUUUUCCGAGUGGCGCAUGGCUUUUGUCCCCCUGGCCCUGCAUGAUCCGCCGCGGGAUGAUUUCACGGAGCGAAUCGUGGAGACGGUGAGAUCGUGCCGCAUUCGGAUCGACGGCUUGAUGACCCUCUGCGAGUCGUACAUGGGCCCCGUAGCGCGCGCUUGUGAGCAGCUGGGCCUGCCGACCCAAUCCCCGAUCCCCUACCUCACGGCAACGGACAAGUACCGGACCAGCAUUUUUGAAGGCCACCAAGCCCAUCUCGCCUCCGACUCUGACGAGGCGGUCACCAUCGCAACAAAGGUUGACCUUCCGUACCCCUUAAUCAUAAAGCCGUGCAACGGCUGGAGCUCGGAGGGAGUGAGCUUGGUCCAUCAUAAAUCCGAGAUCCGCGCGGCUGUUGAAUCCAUUGACACGACGCGGCACGGAAAUGCUUUUGUCAUGGAGCCAUACUGUGCUGGCCCCGAGGUUGACGUUAACUUGGUACUGUUGAAUGGUGAGCUCCUCUUCUUUGAGGUGUGCGAUGAUAUGCCGAAGACGGCCGAGGAUGGGGAAGGGGAUACCGCUGGAAAUGUCAGCGGAGCCCAGGGCGGAUCCUCUCUCAGCACCUUCAUUGAAAUGUGCAGUGUCUUCCCAUCAGCUCUUCCACGGCGCGAGAUCGAAAUUCUCCGUGACUCUUUCCACGCCAGCCUGCUGCGCUUAGGCUUCGACACGGGCAUGUUCCACCUCGAGGGCCGGGUCCAGGACUCGACGGUCGGGUAUGCUUUCGGGCAGGGUGACGGGGUUGUGGAUCUGAGACCAAAAGCUGAAACGCUACAGCAACCGACGAAAGCCUGGCUUAUUGAGAUCAACCCGCGGCCGCCGGGGAUGAAGGGGAGCCUGAUCAUCGAGUCGACUUGGGGCGUCGAUUAUUGGGCCACUACCUUGUUAACCGCACUCCGAGACGAUGAAAGGCUCCGAGCCUUGUCACAACCGUUUGCCUCGGGACCACAAUACACUAGCGCGAUGGUUUUUAUUCCAACUGAGUACAACGCGGAGGUUUGCGAAGGCAUCUUUGACUCGGACGACAUAGUGGAAGAGCUGUUUUCCCGGCGGCCGGAUCUUGCCCGCCACGUCAGCCGGAGUGGAUGCCUCGUCCAUCGUGGUCAAAAGAUCCCGCAUCCCCAACGGGACGGCUACAACUCCUUCCUUGCGUGGUUCAACGUCUUCUCGCGCAAGAGCAGAGCGGAAACGCUGAGGUUAGCGACCGAGGUGCGGAGAGAAGUGCGAUACACGUUCAAAUAG
Chaetomium globosum CBS 148.51 is the source of this 2115-nucleotide messenger RNA. RefSeq lists its product as uncharacterized. The coding region runs from base 1 to 2115 and encodes 704 amino acids. Gene Ontology annotation, molecular function: ATP binding; metal ion binding; D-alanine-D-alanine ligase activity. The record is from RefSeq and is a predicted model, not a curated record. The transcript has 2 exons. Lineage: Eukaryota; Fungi; Ascomycota; Sordariomycetes; Sordariales; Chaetomiaceae.